CCAUAGUGACCACUGUAAGCAGCAUGAAGGCCUUCGUAGCGUGCAUAGCCCUGGCUUUGGUGGCGUUAGCCGGCGCCGAAGCUCCAUCAGGUUACAACUAUAACCGACCAUCCGGAGGAAUCGGUGGCAGCAUCGGCGGUCUCAUCGGUGGAGGCAGCCUUCGCUCCGUCUCCUCAGGCUACCAAACCUCCGAGGGACAACAGCUCGACUCUCAACUCCUUGAACAAGUCCGUCAGAUCCUCCUGAAAGAAGAGGCUUCCUCUGGCUCAGGUUUCGGUGGCGGAAUCGGUGGCGGUCACGGCGGAGCUCCCUCCUCCUCCUACGGCGCUCCCUCAUCCUCAUACGGCGUCCCAUCAUCCUCCUACGGUGUUCCCAGCGGCGGCCGCGUCGUCGGCAUCAACCUUGAAGCCAUCCGCCAAGCCAUCCAAGUCGCCCAAUACGAGCAGAGCGGCGGAGUCAGUGGUGGAGGAUACCCAUCCGGCCCAUCCUCAUCCUACGGUACCCCCUCCGGCAGCUACGGCGCUCCUUACUAACUCCCAAACUCCUGACCGCCAUCCAUUGAGAUGUUCGACUUAUUCGGGCGGGCUCGUCUCAUCUCCGAGCGCCCGAAUGCCUAAACCAAUGGAUCGAGCGCCACGUACAAUGUAGGUGGCCUCAGUCCGGCCCUGCCAUCCUGGCCAACGCCUGCGACUGUGCACGCUCACGGGUUACCCAGCUAUCAGCCAGUCGCCUCUGUCACGAGACAGCUGCCAAAACUGACAACUGACACAAAUCCUUGUCAGUUGCGACAGCUCUCGCGUGACACAACACGAAGUGGCUCGUAGCUGGGAACGACUCUUGU
Molecule: messenger RNA, 841 nt
Organism: Pararge aegeria (speckled wood butterfly)
Lineage: Eukaryota; Metazoa; Arthropoda; Insecta; Lepidoptera; Nymphalidae
Gene: CPG20
Product: keratin, type I cytoskeletal 9
Exons: 2
Coding region: 24-533 (169 amino acids)
Source: RefSeq, a predicted model, not a curated record